Messenger RNA from Ziziphus jujuba (common jujube), 1709 nucleotides. RefSeq names its product flavin-containing monooxygenase FMO GS-OX-like 4. The record is from RefSeq and is a predicted model, not a curated record. The transcript is spliced from 7 exons. Lineage: Eukaryota; Viridiplantae; Streptophyta; Magnoliopsida; Rosales; Rhamnaceae. Bases 143 to 1531 code for a protein of 462 amino acids. Gene Ontology annotation, molecular function: NADP binding; flavin adenine dinucleotide binding; N,N-dimethylaniline monooxygenase activity.
GGCGAAAAUGUUUACAUGCUCCAUGGCCGAAGCCUCCAACCUUCUUUUUUUUUCUUUUUUUUUUUGUUUUUGGGGUUACUAAACGAUUACCUUUUUAUUUUAUCGAAAACUAGUCGGCAACCCAAACCGACGUGUCGCAAAAAUGACAAAUCUAGCAGCGACACUUCAACACGUUUCCUUGCCACCCACUACACUUCAUCCACUUGCAUCCCGCCACGUGGCCGUGAUCGGCGCAGGAGCCUCCGGCCUAGUCGCUGCCCGUGAGCUCCGGCGAGAAGGCCACAGAGUGGUGGUUUUCGAGCAAGGAGACCAAGUCGGUGGGACAUGGGUCUACACCCCCAAGAUCGAGUCGGACCCACUUGGAGUCGACCCACGUCGAACCGUGGUCCAAUCCAGCCUCUACCAGUCCCUCCGCACCAAUCUCCCCAGAGAGGUAAUGGGUUUCAGGGACUUCCCAUUUGUGCCCAGAAAAGAUGAUAAAGAGAGAGAUUCAAGAAGGUUUCCGGGUCACAGAGAGGUGCUGAUGUAUCUGGAGGACUUCGCUAGCGAGUUUGGAAUCGUUGAGUUAGUCAGGUUGGAAACGGAGGUCAUGUUUGUGGGUAUGGUGGACGGUGGGAAGUGGCAGGUAAGGUCGAAAAAGAGAGAUGGGAUUUGUUUGGAUGAAAUUUAUGAUGCCGUGGUUGUCUGUAAUGGCCACUAUACAGAGCCUCGUGUAGCUGACGAUAUUCCCGGCAUUGAUUCAUGGCCAGGGAAGCAAAUUCAUAGCCACAAUUAUCGUACUGCAGAACCAUUUCAAGAUAAGGUUGUAAUCUUGAUAGGGAGUGCAGCAAGUGCUGCUGAUAUUUCUCGAGAGCUAGCAGGAGUUGCUAAAGAAGUCCAUGUUGCAUCAAGGUCGGUUGGUGAUGGAGCCACUGGAAAGCGGCCUGACUAUGAUAAUUUGUGGCUUCAUUCUAUGAUUAAAAGUGUUCAUGAAGAUAGUAGUGUGGUUUUCAAGGAUGGGAGUGCAGUCCUUGCUGAUGUUAUUCUUCAUUGCACAGGGUACAAGUAUCACUUCCCUUUUCUUGAAACCAAUGGAAUUGUGAUGGUUGAUGACAAUUGCGUAGGGCCACUCUACAAGCAUGUAUUCCCACCAGCCUUAGCUCCAUGGCUUUCCUUUAUUGGGUUACCAUGGAAGGUUGUUCCUUUUCCCCUGUUUGAAUUUCAGAGCAAGUGGAUAGCAGGUCUUUUAUCUAAUAGGCUUGCACUUCCUCAUAAAGAGCAAAUGAUGGAGGAUGUUGAGGCAUUUUACUCUAUCCUCGAAUCUUCUGGCAUACCUAAACGUUACACUCAUAACAUGGCUGAUUAUCAGUUUGAGUAUGAUGACUGGCUUGCAGAAGCGAGUGGGUCUCCAGGCAGUGAAAUAUGGAGGAAAGAAAUGUAUAAUGAAGCUUGGAAGAACAAGCGUGUCCGACCAGAGACCUACCGGGAUGACUGGGAAGAUGACCAUCUGGUAUUGCAAGCUUAUGAGGACUUCAAACAAAUACUCAAAUGAAAGGCGAAGGAGCCUACAAUUUCUUUUUCUUUUUAUUAUUAUUAUUUUGGUGAAAGUGUAUUCAUUAGUUCAUUGUACUUCUCGUUUUAUUUCUGGCUAAUUUAGUCAAUUGAACUUCAUAAUCUUGUCCUGUCCCAUUUUAAAUAAACAAAAAUGCCACAAGAUUUCAUAUUAAUAA